Molecule: messenger RNA, 3220 nt
Organism: Engraulis encrasicolus (European anchovy)
Lineage: Eukaryota; Metazoa; Chordata; Actinopteri; Clupeiformes; Engraulidae
Gene: mcf2b
Product: proto-oncogene DBL
Exons: 27
Coding region: 1-3210 (1069 amino acids)
Biological process (GO): intracellular signal transduction; dendrite development
Cellular component (GO): cytoplasm
Molecular function (GO): guanyl-nucleotide exchange factor activity; protein binding
Source: RefSeq, a predicted model, not a curated record
AUGGCGGAAGCCAAUCCACUUCGGGGUUUUCCUCGGAUCCGAAGGACUGGGACGUCCUUCCCAGGUAACCUCCACCUGAUCUUGGUGCUGAGGCCCACCAGUCUCCUGCAGCGCACCACCCCGUCCGGCACCACCGACAUCGGCUUCAGGUUCAGCCAAGAUGACUUCGUCAUCAAGAUGCCCGUCAUCUCUCUCAGCUCAGUCUCUGACCUGCUGCACUUCCUGGAUGAGAACCACCUGACACCUGAGUUUGACGGCAAACUGCAGUACUGCAACAGCGAUUGGUUUGUCUUAAAAACGGCCAUUGAGAGCUUUGCGGUGACGGUGAAGGAGAUAGCCCAGCUGCUGCAGUCGUUUGGCACGGAGCUGGCGGAGAUCGAGCUGCCGGACGAGGCCAACGCCAUCGAGUACCUGCUUACCGCUCACACAGACAAGUACCGUCAGAUGAAGGACGAGAUCCGCACGGUGAUGAAGGAGGGCCGUCAGCUGCAGACCAACCUGGAGUCCGCCAAGCCACCAGAGGGCAACGCUGCGGCCGAGAAGGAUGCCGAUCAGGACAAGGCCACUGUGCGGAGACUCUUGGCCCAGUUACGGGACAUGGAGUUGGCCUUUGAUGAGUUCUUUGAGAAGCAUCACCUCAAGCUGCAGCAGUACCUCCAGCUGCUGCGAUACGAGCUGAGCUUCCACGAAAUGGAGCUGGUGCUGGAGCAGCUGACGGCUCAGGAGAGGGCCAUCCCCUCUGUGGGGGUGACCGUGGGACAGACGGAGCAGCUGCUCGUGGACCUGGAGGGCCUGGAUGCUCGCGCAGAGGACGAGAUGAGUCGUGCCCAGAUCAUCAUCCUGCACGGCCAUCAGCUGGCCACCAGUCACCACUACGCCCUGGCCCUCAUCGUGCAGCGCUGCAACGAGCUGCGCCACCACUGCGACGUGCUCACCACCUCGCUGCGCGCCAAGCGGGCAUCGCUCACGCGCGCCAGGGACCUGCACAUCUGCCUGGACGAGGUGACGGCGUGGUGUGACGAGGGGGCCUACCUGCUGGCCAAUCAGCUGGUGGAUAAGUUCCAGUCCAAGGAGGGGGCCCAGCUGUCUCUGCUGGACCUGGACAGGCUGCUGGAGAGGGCCCCCUCUGUCCUGCGCUCCAGCCCCGACAGACUCAGCCUCGAGUUCCAGGCUAUACUGACGCCACAACUGGAGUGCCAGAUCAACUCGGUGGCCGACAAGUUGUCGGUGGUGCGUGCCAUGAUCCAGAACCGGCAGGCGUGCCUGAGGAAGCUGGCGGACGUCCAGGUGAGGCCCAUACAGCCGGUGGCCCCGCGGCCGGAGAACCCCCCACGCUCCUCAACGUCAUCCUGCCUCACACGCUCGCCCGUCUUCUCCCCAAAGCAUGGAGUCGACUUAAAUUCCACCCUGAAGUUCUCCUUUGAUCUCUCUUUGCCUGGGAAGAGAGGGUCGCGGAAAGGGACGAGCACAAAGAAGAUUGAAGUCAUGCAUGAGUACGAGGAGAACAGGAACUUGUUGGAGAACAGGAACUCUGUGUCUGUGUCCUCGCUCAGUUCAGAUGGAGAAGAGAAGGAGAAUCCACUUCAAAAGAGACGGCAUGUGAUCAAGGAGCUGAUAGACACUGAGAGGGUCUACGUGGAGGAGCUACUCUCUGUGCUGCUGGGCUACAGGGCGGAAAUGGACAACCCAAACCUGUCCACCCCUCUACCUGCAGUCCUAAAGAACAAGAAAGACGUGCUGUUUGGAAACAUGUCAGAGAUCUACAAUUUCCAUAGCCGAAUUUUCCUCCAAGAUCUAGAGAGCUGUCUGGAAUGCCCAGAGAAAGUUGGAGCCUGUUUCUUGGAGAGGACGGAGAACUUCAAAGUCUAUGAGCGCUACUGUCAGAACAAGCCUCGCUCUGAGUCACUGUGGAGGCAGUGUGCGGACUCUGCCUUCUUCCAGGAAUGUCAGAAGAAACUUGACCAUAAAUUGAGAUUAGACUCCUACCUUCUAAAACCUGUCCAGCGGCUGACCAAAUACCAGCUUUUACUUAAGGAGCUGCUGAAGCACAGUGCCAACUCUGAUCACGCCAGCGAACUGCAGGGGGCGCUAAAUGCCAUGCUGGACCUCCUCAAAGCUGUCAACGACUCCAUGCACCAGAUCGCCAUCACAGGAUAUGAGGGCGAGCUGAGCGAGCUGGGCCGCGUGGUGAUGCAGGGCUCCUUCAACGUGUGGAUCAGCCACAAGAAGGCGUCCACGCGCAUGAAGGACCUGGCGCGCUUCAAGCCCAUGCAGCGGCACCUGUUCCUGCACGAGCACGCGCUGCUCUUCUGCAAGAAGCGCGAGGAGAACGGGGAGGGCAACGAGCGCACCUCCUCCUACAGCUUCAAACACUGCCUACGGAUGAAUUCAGUGGGCAUCACGGAAAACAUCAAAGGAGACAACAAGAAGUUUGAGCUGUGGUACAGUGGCAGAGAGGAGGUUUACUUAAUCCAGGCUCCAUCCAUGGAGGUGAAGGUGGCCUGGGUGACAGAGAUCCGGAAGGUUCUGGCCAGUCAGAGACUAGCUCAAGAUGAAAGUCAUACAUGCGUGGUGGCAGAAGGGGUAGUCGACAGUCUGGCACGUGUGUCCGUGUGCAUGCCCUGGAGCCCCACCCAGAUCGCCGGCUGCUCAGCUUGUUUUGAUGUCCUUCCUCACAGCAAGCUGCAGGGGGCCUCGCUGAGCUCCGAGGAGACCGAGUCGGGCCGCACCAGCCCGGUUCUGACGGACCCCGUCAUCUUCUCUCCGCGCCGUCGCCAGCAGAAUCGUCGCAGCUGGCCCGGUACCUCCAACUCCGUGGAUAUCUGUGAGGGCCUAGAGGACUGGACCACUGACCUGUCCAACCUGUCAGAGUCCGAUGAGGAGGAGGAGGCCAACGCACUGGUCCCAGGGCGUUACAGAGCCAUGGUGGAGGGCCAGCAGAAGGGACCCGACGACCUGAUCAUAAAGAGUGGAGACGUGCUCCAGCUGGUCCGCGAGGAAAAAGAUGGCUUAUGGCUGGUGAGGAACAUCACUAAGGGGGAGGAGGGUCAUGUGGCGUCCGACAGCCUGCAAAGGAUCCUGGGCCAGACCGGUUAUUUCACCCGCCAGGGCGGUGAGUGCAGUGACAGAGUGGUGAGUGAGCAGCAGGGACUGGCUUUACAAGGCUUACUGCCGGGGGUGUCAGCAUUCCAGCCAGUUGAAAGCCAGUGACUGCAGUAUU